AUGGGCAAGCAGGUGUGUGUCAACGUUCCUGAUGCAUCUUUAGAGCUAACUGCGGGAAACAUUAGGUUCAAAGGAUCAAAGGUAAAUUUAGACAAUUAAAGAUAAUUUACUUUAAAACCAUCCAAGUUUUGAUUUUUUCUUAGUAUGCCACUGCCUAUUAUGAAGGUACAUUAUUGUCACCUAUAAAAUAUUUUGAAAUUACUGCAGAAAGAUUUGAAAAACAGAAAUUUGCUUAAAAAAUAUUGGAUUGUUUGGAUUUUUGCUUUAGGUAACCCUUUAUCAUAUCAAUAAAAAUGAAAAUAGUAAUAAAAAUAAAAAUAGAAAUAAAAAUGAAAAUAGUAAUUAAAAUAAAAUUAAUAAUAAAAAUGAAACUAGUUUAUUUAAAUUAAAAUAGUAAUAAAAAUGAAAUUAGUAAUAAAAAUAGUAAUUAAAAUAAAAAUAGUAAUUAAAAUUAAAGUAGUAAUAAAAAUAGGAAUCCUACCAUACUGACUAAUGUUGAAUGCCAGUGAGCAUUUAACUACUCAUGGAGAAUUAUACAAGACGUGACAUUUUAAAAAAAAAACAGCAACAAAACUGUUGAUUGCCACUACAAAUGUAUAAAUUUACAGUUGUUUAAGAGGUGUUGUUGAUAUCUUUCCUGAAGGCCAGGACAUACGUCAAAUUUUCAUUUGGGUAUGUGACAUCAAUCAAGCCAUCUGUUGAAUUCUGUGCCAGUGAGUUCAAAGAAUACACCUACGAAGAACUUCCUAGAAAGUUUGAGAGAGUCCAGCAGGAGGUUGUGGACUUGGGCUGUGAGAUAGUCAACUAC
Molecule: messenger RNA, 808 nt
Organism: Lymnaea stagnalis (great pond snail)
Lineage: Eukaryota; Metazoa; Mollusca; Gastropoda; Lymnaeidae
Source: the annotation of a GenBank genome assembly